CGGGCGCGGUGCCGCCUCCGGCCGCUGCCGUGGCGGGCGGGCGGUGCCAGAGGCGGAGCCUCCUGCUCGGCCGCCGCGGGGCCGGGGCUGCGGAGCCUGAACGGCCGGCGCCCUCACCAUGGCUGCGGCGAUGAGGCAGAGGUUUGACCGGUUCCUGCACGAGAAGAACUGCAUGACCGCCGUGCUCGAGCGGAUCGAGAGCAAGACCGGCGUCAACCGCACCUACAUCGCCACCGCCGUCGUCGGGGCGGUGGCCGUGUACCUGGUGGUGGGCUACGGCGCGUCCCUGCUCUGCAACAUCAUCGGCUUCGGCUACCCCGCCUACGUCUCAAUCAAGGCCAUUGAAAGUCCCAACAAAGAUGAUGACACACAGUGGCUGACUUACUGGGUCGUGUAUGGUGUUUUCAGCAUAGUGGAAUUCUUCUCUGAUAUCUUUCUCUCCUGGUUCCCUUUCUACUACAUGCUAAAGUGUGGCUUCCUGUUGUGGUGCAUGGCUCCAAGCCCUUCUAAUGGGGCAGAGUUCCUCUAUCAUCGAAUUAUCCGGCCUUUCUUCCUGAAGCACGAAGCUCAGCUUGACAGCGUUGUUCAGGACCUGAAAGACAAGGCUGCAGAGACUGCAGAUACCAUCACUAAAGAAGCCAAGAAAGCAACAGUGAACUUACUGGGUGAAGAAAAGAAGAGCACUUAAUUAACUGGAUGAAGUUUCCCUAUCACCUCCUUUAUGAAGCUUGAUGUUGCUGGGAACUGUGGUAUAAUAUUAAUAAUACUGCCUUGGACACAUUUUGAUAUAUUAAAGGAAUGUGUUCUAAGUUUGCUUACUACUUUGCUGUGUCUGAUAGAAAGUAAGCGGUUUUAUUUAAAGCAAUGCAGUGGGCAGCAUCUGAAGCUUAAUGAAAAUACCUUUGUUCAUCUUCAUGCAGAAGAAAUCUUCUAGUAAUCUCUUUCUGCAGUAACAUAAAUAAAAAAUAUAUAUCCCACAGGCACUGCA
This is a messenger RNA of Falco peregrinus (peregrine falcon), 988 nucleotides long. It is a transcript of the gene REEP5, whose product is annotated as receptor accessory protein 5. Lineage: Eukaryota; Metazoa; Chordata; Aves; Falconiformes; Falconidae. The coding region runs from base 119 to 688 and encodes 189 amino acids. The record is from RefSeq and is a predicted model, not a curated record. The transcript has 5 exons.